Molecule: messenger RNA, 6429 nt
Organism: Porites evermanni
Lineage: Eukaryota; Metazoa; Cnidaria; Anthozoa; Scleractinia; Poritidae
Source: the annotation of a GenBank genome assembly
CAGAACCAGUGUUCGACAAAUAACUCUGAUAACUGUCACGUCAAUGCAAUAUGUCACGGUACCGUUGGGUCCUACAUAUGUUUCUGCAAACCAGGAUAUAUGGGAGAUGGACGAACCUGUAGUCCUAAUGGUAAGAGAAAUUAACCCAAUCACAUGUCUUACUAAAUCCUAGAUGUUAAAGAUGAAUUAUCACUCUGUCUGAGUGCCGGGUGAUUUGAGGUUAGGUUGACUACAUGAUUUGAGGUGAGCAGUUAAUCCUACCGGGCUUAUUUUUGCUUCCUGCAACCGGAGAGUUGCUUCAGAGGCCCCUUCUUUAAAACUUCAAAACCGCUCAUGAAACGGCCAGAAGCGAAUUACACACUCAGAAUAAUCAUUUCCAAAAAUCUAUUUUUUUUUUGAUAUUUGAUGUAAUUUUCAUUUUGACACCAUGUUGUCAAUUUAUUAGCCACAAAGCUAGUAUUCAUAAGGAGUGAGAAUAGAAUAAACGGUUACAGUUUAAAAAGAUACAAAAAUAACAAUAAGUGUUAUCUUGGCGGGUAAAUUGCAGUGUUACUGAUUGCUCGAAAAACAAUCAAUUCAGUUGGUGCAGAGUUUUUAACAGUUUUGCCCGACCAUAGUUUUUUUUGUCAAAUUAAGGAAGUUGACUAUUUUUCUAGGCUUACAAGACUCCGUUAUUGUGGGAAACAACAGAAACAAUCUAACCCAUUUAAACAACUGGCUUUCAUUGGUGAUAAGAAGCAUUUAUUCUCGCUGGAGGCGCUGCUGGCGUGCAUCAGUGGACGGCUGGGCUGGAAGUACGUUUCACUCCCGUUGUGACGGCAAGGGACCGACCGUAACAAUAGUAAGAGUCGGGGAAUAUAUUUUUGGAGGAUACACUAGUGUUUCGUGGCACACAUACGGUAAGUAACAAUGUAAACAAUGGUCGAAUUUAAUAACAGCCCUGCCGUUGAAAGAAUUCCACUUGACAUGAAGCUUAAAGUUCAGCCGGAUAGUGAGCAAUGGAGUCAAUCAAUCUGCCUUUAAGGACGGUGCUUACCAAUGCCGGAAGUAUUUUUUUCCCAGAAAAUGACUACGUAGAUCAUACCAUUAAAUAGGGCCAUUGAAAUCCAAAAAGAAAACUGGGGGUAACCACGCAUUUUUCGGAGAUAAAUUCACCUCAAUGUGGAGAGAUAAAUGCUUAAUAGGCAUUUUAAGAAAAAAAAAAUAAAAAAAGUUAUUUUUCUUACAAAAUUUCAGAGUGUACACGUUCAACUUAACUGGCACAAAUAAGUGGGAAUAAGUGGGAUUUUUGUGAUGAUUUCAAGCGACCAGUGUAGAAGUGUUGAGGGGGAUCUAAGGAACAUGUUUUAUGUUGUCGGCACCUCUGUAAUUCGUGCAGGAGGUAUUUAAGGGGCACUGAACAAAUUGCCCUGAGCUUUACAUGAAAACUAGGCUAAGGUUUGGAAAUGCGUAAAAAAACGGCUGUUCAAUCACGUUCUUUUCUGUAAAUGUAAAAGUAAUAUAUCAUAAGACAUCUAGGAAUGUUUUAUUACCUCUAGAAUUGGUAAAAGUUAAAAAUCCAAAUUUUUGGCUCAAAAGAAGCCAGUUAACGUUGCCUUCGAUGAAAGUAAGAUUCCAUAGAUAUCAAUGUGGGAGAACAAGUAAUUUGUCCUGCAACAAAUGUGGACAUUCCUCGUUUUUUUCCCGGCACUUAAUAGUUCAGGUAUAAACUAGACUGCUUUUACAAUAAAAUAAGAAAUUCCAUUUUCAAACUAUGACAGUUAUCAAUAGGCUAUUUUUUUCUUCAUUGCAUGUGCUAAUACAUAUUCCAGUUUUCUAGUUUGGUGUUGUGUGUUGUCACAUGAACAUUUGGGAUACAUAUUGCCGUUACGUCUUUUACCCAGUCUAAAUGUCAGAAGCUCUACAGUAACUGGAGAGACCAAAGACCUCAAAAUUAAGCCAAAUGAACGACUUGUAGAGAAACCGACUUCUUAUGACAGAGUAUUGACGUGCAUAUAACAAUGGCCGUCUUACACCCAUUGCCCAUGUAGAAUAUUUCAAAAGUUGGUCAAAAUUAAAAACGUGUACAGCUCAAAAGCUUAAGGAUAAAGGAGCAUCGUGGCACAGACAGUGCUCAAGUGGUGCAAGGACGCCAUCCAUAGGUUCAUAUUUCGCAAUCGCUCACAGAUUUCCGAGCAAGAGAGACUGCUCGUGGUCUAUAUGGGAAUGCUUUGGCGAACAAGAGAACGGUAAGAGAGAGAGUUGGCUGGACCUAAUGAAACAAGACGGAAGAUUUUAAACGUGGCGCCAGAAGAAAUACCGCCGCGACUAAAGACAUCCAAAACAUCACCAUUUAACAUAGAUAGGUCAGAUAGGUGCUUCUUUUGUGACGGCAGUGAGUCUCGCGGGAAAGCCCUUUUACUUCUGCUACCCAGUCCUUACGUACAGAAUUUUCAGCAAUCACAGAGAUCAACUUAAGAAAAGGUAUGAUAUUGACUAUGUCCGACUUACAAGCGGCUUAUUUAUGGGAGAAUUCAUUGAAGCAAACAAUGUCCAUGAGGAUGUAUGCUAUCGAAAAACGCUAAAACCGUUAACUCAAAUUUUGAUACCUGAAGUGCACGUGGAGUUUCACCGACCACCAAAAAAAGCUAACAAAUCAGACCGACUAAGCGUUACGAGGACACGGGAUACCACCAUUCAGCUAGUAGAAAAGAAAAGUAGUGACGAUUCAAAACAAAUGAAUGUAAUGUUUGAAACUGCACUCUUGUUGCGGUAGGCAAUCAAUAACUGCACAAAAUGGGUGUUUUCAGUGAUUGGCCAGUACGAGGUUUCUGUCAGUUCCGAGCUAUUUGUUUGCACCUGAUGGUAAAGGGCUUCACAAUUUGUAAAGAGCGCUUUGAUACUGUUGUUGACGAUAUGAAAGACUGUUCGCAAUGAGAUGAGCGCUUUACUGCCAGAAUAAUCCAUAAGCACAAGUCCAAUGAUGAGGUCUCUCUGAUUUUCGAUAGAUAUGACUUGCCAUUGUGUCUGAGAACAGCUACAGUGGAACCAAUUUAAUACGGACGCCAAGGGCACAUGCCAUAAUGUCCGGAUUAUCCGGGUGUCUGUGUUAAGAGGGAUCUCAGAGAAAAAGGCAGGAACACAUGUUUUAUCGAUAUAAAGACCAAAGUAGACAGUUUUACGAGAAAACGUUGUUUAAUUCCUUAACUGUAACAGUAACAAGUUGAUCCUGAAGAAACCUCACGAUCAUUUAUCAUAGUCUCAGAGUAAAAUCUUUUAAGUAUUGUAUUGUUAUUGAAACAGGCACGACAGUGGAUUCAUUUAAGAACGUUGGUGACUUCACUUUGUACUAACGCUUUUAGUUUGCGACUCAGUCAAGUGGACUGAAUAUUAGACAUAUAUUGUACCUGCGUAAACAGGUAGGCUGGUCAAGAUCCCGUAUAUUAACGUAAUAGUAAUUCCACGCUUUUCUCAUAGUAAGACCAAGAACGAGCUAUCUAGCUACCUGGCAGAGAACUUCCUAGCUAGCUAUCAUGCUAUGAAGACAAAUCUACAAGUUGUUGGGGCCUGGGGUUACCAGUGUCGUGCAACAAAACAAAAUGGGAACCAUCUUCAAGGUGAUCAAGAAGAAGCAGACACCAAGAUGUUGUUACAUGCUCUGGACGCAACUGCCAACGGUGCAGUGGACCUUAUACCCAUUCUUCAGACACAGAUGUUAGUUGUGCCUCUAAGGCGCUAUCCGGAGCUGUGUGUGAAGACAGGGUGAUAACCAUCGUGUGAUUGGUCUUAGUUCAAUAGCUAGCGCCCUCGGUAGUGUUAAACUUGCCGCAUUACCAGCGUUCCAUGGUGAUAUCACGGGACGUUUUUCUGUUAGAGGGAAACUUUUAUGCUGGAAAACGUUCGUGAAAGCAGAAGAUACCAUAACUGCUUUUGGAAGCCUUAGAGCCACAGUGCAUCCCCUGAGACGAGACAUUGGUCCUUGUAGAGAAGUUUAUAAACCAGCUUUAUCAGCCUGGAACCGGUAUCUCACAAGUCAAGGAACUAAGAUUGCAUACAUGUAUGUUCACAAAAAAGUCAGGCGUAUCGGAUAGGCUUCCACCAAACGAAGGUUCGUUUUAUGAAGCAAUUCUCCGCGCCCACUAUCAAAAUGAUAGUUUCGAACAAUGAUAAAGUGUUCUGUCCUAGUUUGCCAAAGCCAGAUGGGAGGGAAGUUAAAUGGAUCCCCAUUAUGACAAAGGCACCUGCUCCUAAAGAAAUCGUCCUAUUGGUCAAGUGCGGCUGUGAAAGAACCGAUGCUCACACAAUCGAUGCCACUGCCGAAAAUCAGGCUUGAAUUACGCCAGUUAAAUGGAUCCCCAUUAUGACAAAGGCACCUGCUCCUAAAGAAAUCGUCCUAUUGGUCAAGUGCGGCUGUGAAAGAACCGAUGCUCACACAAUCGAUGCCACUGCCGAAAAUCAGGCUUGAAUUACGCCUACCUCUGAGUCUUGCUGUGACAGUGAUGAUCCCUGUGAAAAGGCAUGUGAAGAUACUAGUACACUAAAAAUUGAGGACGAGGACCCUGACAGUGAGGUCUAGAAAGAUUAGAAAGUCGAAAUUUGUUAAAAAAUAUGGCUUUCAAUUUGUCAGUGGGAAAAGUUAUUAACGUUAGAACUCUUUAAGGGUAACAUUGUAUCAAGUCUCUACUUCAGAUCACGUGACCACGCAAAAAGUGUCACUAUCAACUACUUAUUAAGUAAGACAUCCCAGAAUAUGGAAACUGAUUGUCGUUUGUUCCAAAAUUCCAAUAAACGGCCAUUUUUCAGUCGUUUUAUCUGUUCAGCCUAGUUCUCAUGCAGGACAGAACAGUGCUCUUCUUUCAAUGCCUUCUAAAAAUCCUCUGCAUGCAAUGCAAAAGUGCCGACAGCAUUAAACAUGUUCCUUAGGUCCCCCUUAACAGUUCUGUACUGGUCGCUUGAAAUCAUCACGAAAAUCCCACGGGAAUACCAUUGCUCCUAGACUAAAAUGCAAUGGUAUAAUUGUAUCCAGGCUUUAAAAUAAAGAAUAAAUGGUAACAUAACAACUGCUCUUACAAGUCUUCUUUAUCUCAUCACUGUGAACUGGGCAGUUAUAGACUAAUUAGUUCGAUUUGGCAAGAUAUCAUUCGCAUCAAUUUUGUAGUUCUGUACAAUUUUCCCCACCCCCUUCAAGAACAAACCAUCUCAAGCAUAAAAUAACUAUAAUUAUUUUUCAUUCAAAAUAUUUCCCCGUUUCUGGUUGGCUAAAAGCACACGCAUAAUUCACCAUAACCAGUUACUGAUGACCAAAUUUAGAAGAAUUUGGUGUUAAACGAGGAAAUGACGUCAAAAAUGCAGCGUUCUUAUAGGUUAAUGCACCGUUAACCGAGAAGACCUGGGGACGAGGUUGAGUUGUUUUGGUUGUGAAAACAAAAAAAUGGCGGACAUUUCACUCUUUUCAAGAGUAAGAACUAGGCGAAAUUAUAGCUAAAAACAUGGCAAGAACAGCAAGAACACAACUCGAAGGAGAAUAUUUGCGAAGCUGAACAACCCUAAACGUGCACUAUCGAAGGUGAACUUAACAUCGAUGGAGGUAAGCAUGUUUUAGCUUUGUUUUUUAAACUAGGAAUUAUUUUGAAUGAAUAAUAAAGCAAUGAUUGAAUUCGGCUUUCGUAUCAUAUGAAGAAUUAUGGAGAUCUCGGAGGGUGUUACCGGCCUCAGCCUACGGCCUCGACAGAUAACACCCCCCUCGAUCUCCAUAAUUCUUCAUAAGAUACUCAGCCUCAUUCAUUAAUUGUUAAAUAAUAGCCUCGGGAACCACACAGGAAAGAAGAAACAUAUACUUCAGGGUGUUCCAAAAGUUCGUUUUUCUAAUUUCACGCGCUAUUUACUUUAUUUUUAUAUGAAAUUUCUUAAAGAAAUCGAUUUCACUAUCCAGUAAAUGUAGUCAAAAGUUCAUUAAUCAGGCAUGCCCCCUGUUUUUUUUAUUAUUUAAUUCAUCGCAUACUUUAGCAGUUGCGGCAUAAAGAUGGUUAACUCAUGUAGUAUAUCUGGUAUAUCAGGAUUCUGAAUGUCGUAAAUGACACCUUUUUUCAAUUCCUUUUCUCUUUAGUAGGUUACUACCAAAGGUAUAAGUAUGACUCCAAAGCCUUUUUAUUUUCACUGGUAAACAAGCCAGGAUGGGCACCUGUUAAACUGCCUCAGACAGGGAAAUACAGUUCAAGCAGAAUGUCCUUAUAUUUUCACCCCUCAUAUGGCCCUACAUUCGGAGGAGGACAUGACAUUUACUUGCCCAGCUUCGCCUCAUUCGGGACCAGUUCUUACAGUAACCUUGGCUAUACUUAUUACGACCCAACGGGUGGAAAUAGCUACGACACCACCUUCACCCGAACAUUUCUGGCAGGAUCACACCGCUUCACACCAGACGAAAUAGAAACAUUCUACGAGACAACAUAA